ACUACAACCAUGCACAUUAUAGAACAUGCUUUGAUAACUUUUAAUUUCUUGAUUACUUGAACUUGGAUGUAUUCUAGGUAAUUCGUAUGGAUAUUUAGACUUAGAUGUAAAUUUGUAGAGUGUAUAUCCAAAACAAUUGUGGAUUAAAAAGGAGACUUAAAAUCAAGUAUGAAAGUUUGUGCUAAGUAAAAUUGCAUUAUGCAUCAGUGAAAAUAAGGAACUUAACAAGGUUAAUUUUCUAAGAUCUGGUUUAGCGUGGACUGCAGAUGUCUAACCUAAACGUACGUACACCGAGGUAUGGGCAAAUAGAAGAUGUAGGCAGAUACAGUAAUAAAUACAUUAAGUACAAUGCUCAAGGCGAACCUGUGGCUAGAAGUGUCAAGGGAUACUUAAAUGUUGGAUUUAAUUAUGAAGUGAAAUAUUGUACAAGAAAAGAAUGGGGAGCCGUGCCUCCAAGACCAAGUUCAGGAUACCUGUGCAAGCCCGCUUCCCACGUUAGGUUGACCACAACACGCAGUAACUACUGCGCUGAUAGAGUCGGCUGUGCAGGAACUCUGCAGAAGUUGCAGUCCUACCAUAUGAACAAUGGGCUGUGUGACAUACCUUACAAUUUCCUCAUAGGUGGAGACUACACAGUUUAUGAAGGGCGCGGUUUUCUCUGGAACCCACUUCUCAAAGAAGAGUAUGGGGAACUGGACGGGAAGGUUUUGGAUAUCGCAAUGAUUGGGACAUUUCAAGAAAUUAGCCCCUCUCCCUACAUGAUGACACUGGCUUUGGAUUUGAUAAAUGCUUUUGUGAAAAAGAAAGAUUUAAUUCCCACAUUCCAAUUAAUAUCCUUCCCUGAAACAAGACAAACGCCACUGGACAUAACGUGA
This is a messenger RNA of Macrosteles quadrilineatus (aster leafhopper), 875 nucleotides long. Its product is annotated as peptidoglycan-recognition protein SD-like. The transcript is spliced from 5 exons. Bases 267 to 875 code for a protein of 202 amino acids. The record is from RefSeq and is a predicted model, not a curated record. Gene Ontology annotation, molecular function: zinc ion binding; N-acetylmuramoyl-L-alanine amidase activity. Lineage: Eukaryota; Metazoa; Arthropoda; Insecta; Hemiptera; Cicadellidae. Gene Ontology annotation, biological process: peptidoglycan catabolic process.